AUGAAGUGCCCCGAUAUCACGCUUAUUCUCUGCCUAUCUUUGCACUGGAUAAAAUUGUUCUUCUCACCGCAGCUCUCAAACUCACGGACGAUGUGGCUAGUUAUUUCGCUCCUACUGCUCGCGCAAGAGUUGGCAACGCCGCUGGAGCAUGUCGACUCCUUCGUUAAACUCACCGAAGACCUUCGAGCUCACUUCAGACUUUCCUGUGUAACUUUGGUGCACUCCCGUCCAGACGCCGAGUGGGCGCUGGGGCUGCUGGCGCCGCUGGGGCGGCGCGCGCUGCCCGUGGUGGUGCGGAGCUUCGACGCCGGCCCUCCGCCUGCAGCGCUCGCCGCCGACCCGCGCCCCGGGCCAGGCGCCGACCUCGCGCCCAAGAAGAAGAAGAAGAAGAAAAGAAGAAAAAGAAGAAGAAGAAAGAGGCGAAAAAACAAGAAAGAGAAAAAGAAGAAAGAGAAGAAGAAGAAGAAGAAGAAGAAGAAGAAGAAGAAAGAUAAGAAGAAGAAAGAUAAAAAGAAGAAGGAGAAGAAGAAGAAGAAAGAAAAGAAGAAGAAGAAGAAAGAUAAUAAUAAGAAGAAGAAAGAUAAAAAGAAGAAGAAGAAGAAGAAGAAGAAGAAGAAGAAGAAGAAGAAGAAA
Gryllus bimaculatus (two-spotted cricket) is the source of this 633-nucleotide messenger RNA. Lineage: Eukaryota; Metazoa; Arthropoda; Insecta; Orthoptera; Gryllidae. The record is from the annotation of a GenBank genome assembly.